AUGUACGGAAUCAAUAGUGAUGUCUUGGGCAGGCCUCGACUGUUCAAACGAUCUCAAUGGACAAGGUGGUUGCUGUUGUUGAAACAACGAACCGUAACCUACGAGGUUUGGGAGUACUUGGAUCCGAAGACACCGGACGAAAGUGCAAAGUCCUUCCUGAUUCCAGAUCCAGGGCUUUACAGGUCUAAGCCUUCUCUCUAUAGAAUCCUACUGAAGAUCAAGAACGCCCCACAAGACUCAGAGUGCUCGAAAAGAGAUCCGAUGGAAGAAUACACUCUAGCGACGGAAGAAUACGCUAUAGAAGAAACUGAUUACUUGCUAUGGGAAGAAAGGAAAGCUCGGUGGAUCAGGCAACAAGAAGGCCUCUGGAUCGCAUUAAUGUUCAUUCACUCGACAUUAUUACCGAAGCAACAUCAAUUUAUUACCAAUCAAGGUGACAUUCGACAAAUGAUCAAGGAUCUUGAGGAUGCAUUCAGCCCAGAAAAUGACUUGAGUCACUUCUUUCGGCCACCGUUCAGGUGA
This is a messenger RNA of Penicillium chermesinum, 522 nucleotides long. RefSeq lists its product as uncharacterized. Lineage: Eukaryota; Fungi; Ascomycota; Eurotiomycetes; Eurotiales; Aspergillaceae. The transcript has a single exon. The record is from RefSeq and is a predicted model, not a curated record. Bases 1 to 522 code for a protein of 173 amino acids.